AACUGUGAUUUGGGUAAAAAGUAACUAACUUUAUUCUGAAUUAAAAUUCCGGAAAUGCUGCUGUUCAUUGCCGCCACCUUGACGCAGCUUCCUGCAAACACACACCGUCUCUUGGCGAACAUGGCGGCAACUUGACAACGGCAGCGAAGAUGAAGACGGCGAGGGCUUGAAAAAGGGAAAAGAGGUUUGUCACAGGCUGCAGGGCCCAUCCGGCCAACACGAACACAGACAGCUUCGCCAUGUUGGAAGAGGAUAGCGCCCUUGUCCCUGCACGACCGAGGCCGGGGAAAACGUAAAAACGCGUCGGUGAGUGUUUCGAAAAACGGGGAGUCGAGGCUACGCAGAGGAGCGGAGCGGCAGCGGCGGCGGAGAGCUCAGGGCGGACGGGGAGGACACAGGCUUCACCGGUCAGCCAUGGAGGAUGCGGCCCGUGGUCGCCAGCGUCUGAUUUGCCACCCGGCCCACGCGCAUUUUGAUGGGAAUUACCGCUGAACGCAAAAGGCAAGCCGGGACAACCCACCCGCCUGACAACUGAGGGGAGGAAAACGCGAAGCGGACCCCCACGUCAAUGACUGUUGCGGCAGAGGAGCCCCCACGGUGGAGUCGGCCGGUUCCCAAAAUAUGACCAGGGGUGCUGGGACGUGUUGGCAGCAAGAAGAUGACGACGGCUUCCAAAUCUGGCUAGAGCCCCCCCGCGACAACCAAAAGCCAUUCACCGACUCCGAGAGGGCGCAGAGAUGGCGACUGUCCUUGGCAUCCCUCUUGUUCUUAACCAUCCUCCUCUCUGAUCACCUGUGGUUCUGCGCCGAGGCCCGGACCCGGGUCAAGUUCGCACCCUCCCACCUCCUGUCACCCCAGACCCACUCAGCACACAGCAGCCUCAGAGGAAACCCAGCUAUUUUUAUAGGAAACUCCACAAGACAUCUGUGGCGGCUCGAAACUUGCCACCAGGAUAGUUUAUCUAAAGACUGCUUCACCCUCGCGAACGCCGACGAUUUGUGCGAGGGCCUCUCCGACAAAGAGGGCACCCGGGCUGUAAAUAUGAGCGAUUUGUACCUCUCCUUUUGUAACUCCUACUCUCUGCUGGAUUUGUUCUACGGGUCGACGAGUCCGGACAAUUUGAACUGCAGCCUCGAGUUGCUCACCGAUGACACCAACAGAUGCAGCGAGUGCGUGCAGGCGUACCAGCGCUACGACCAGCACGCCCAGGAGAAAUACGAGGACUUUGAGCUGCUCACUCAGAAAUACGAGCCGGGGGCUUAUUCGGUGAGGACGUGCAUGGAGCAGUGCAAGACGGCCUAUAAGCCCUGGCUGUGCGCUCAGUAUUUCCCCACCACCCCGCAUUCCUGUGAGAGGAGGGUCCCAUGCCACCAGUACUGCCUGGAGGUCCAGCAGAGCUGUCCGUUCAUCCUGCCCGAUAAUGACGACCUGAUCCACGGCGGCAGCCCGAGCUUCAUCUGCACAGGGCUCUUGGGAGAAUAUCUAUCAGACAGUGAAGCGGAGUGCUGCGAUGUCCGAUGGGACUCCAAAAUGGACAACCCUUCAGGCGAGACACUAAAAAGGACUGCAUCUUCCUGCCAGCCCGAGGGGGCCUCAGUCACCUCAGCUGCCACCUCGAGACUGUGUAGCGGGCGACUGAAGAUCUGCCUGCUGGCCCUUGUCCUCCUACACACUGUCAUCAUCAUUUCAGCCUCCCAUAAUUCCACGUUGGUGGGCGUGGCUGCCAUUUUCUCGCCUGAGGAGAGCGCUUCUAACGAGGAGUGAACCUUGGAGGAUGAAUUUGGUUGCUUGUAAAAGGUGAUGUCAUCCAGAGGAUUAUGGCUUUUACAAAUGGCAUGGCUGCCAGGGACACACCUGGCGAGACAUGCAGAAUAUGCCUCUACAAUCUACCACAGGAAGUGGGAAGGUUUUAACUGGAGCUAAGGGCGCUGGGAUUGGACAUCGACCAAACCGAGAUGUUUGAAAACCAACCCCCCUGAAGAACUGACCUCUUGCCACUUGAAACCUGCUCAUUGUUUCUAUUCCAUCCAAAUGUUUUUUGAGCAUAUUGUCCCUCCUCUUCUUCUCUCUCUCCCUCCUUUCCUUCCUUCCCUCCCUCCUUUCCUACCCUAACGUUUUCAAAGUGUGUCUGGAUGGCAGAGGGGAAAAUAUGGACAUUGAUGAAGUGUGCACUCUCACUCGUCAUUACCUUUAGAUUUUUGCUGCAUUUCUUUCAGGUGCCAGAAUGUUUUGACAUAUCAACUGUGUUCCACUUCCUGCUCUUCAUCGCCUUCGAGGCAUCUUCUUACAACCUUUGUAUGUGUUGCUUGAGGGGCCUGCCAGGACCAUCUGAUCCAUCGUCAUUCAUAUGGGUCUUGUUUCUCUGAAAACAAAAUGUAUGUUCUUCAAUAUUCUAAUGUUCUGCUUGUAUUUUGUCACACUUGGAACUUAUUUUCAACCCCCUUUUUGGCGGUACAUGCCUACACAUUUUAGGACCUUAAGUGCUCUGAGACUGGCUCACUUUCUCUUCUAACUUGUUGGGCCAUUGAGCAAGUUGGGAGUGACCAAGUGGCUAACAUAGAGAAGGGUUCAGCUAAUGAUGACAAGGUGUUGCAGGAGCUAAUGGGCUCCUAAACAGGAAGUGGUGUUCUCUAGGUUCUGAAGUGUUCAGUUUACCUCACACGGUAGUGUCGGUGUUGCAGAUAGGCAGCCCGGUGGCUCGUCUGAACGCCUCAGUAUUUAGAGAAGUCGUACAUAAGGCUGCAGGGACAACCCAGGGAUACUAGAGAACAGUUGCAUGAUGCCAAAACACCAAGGACCUCCUUUAUCAACCAUGUGUAUACUUGUUUCUACACACAGAAUCGAUUUUUUUUCCAUGCUUGUGAAACUCUGAAAAUGCGUCACCUGUAGGAAUUCAAAUUAAAACAUGAAAACCACCUGCAUGGUGAACAAUGUUAGCAUAUAAAAAAGGAGGAAUUGUUAGAUAAUUCUAUCAGACCUCAACAACACUCUGUGUUACAGCUGACCUCCAAAGCAUACUUCUGCAUAUCUUAGGUGGCUACUGUUAGCUAGUGGGACACUCUUCCAGUAAACCGCUAGCUAGCUAGAUUAAUAUGAAAGUCAAAAGAACAACUGAAAAGACAAUUAGUUGUAAAAAUCUGGAGGGACAUGAAGGCAGAUUUCUCUGUAAAGCAACAUAUUUGCUAACCAAUUAGCUAACAGCUAGCUUCAUCAUUAGAUAUUGUGCUAGCUAACAUUAUCACUUAGGAAGUAAUUCCUUGCAAGCACAUAAGCUCAGAUUUUAUAUCUUUCUUAUCAAAUUGUGUGACACAACCAAACUAGAGUAUUUUGCUCUCAGUCACUUUCUAGCUAAUGUAAAUUAUCUAGCAAGUGGCUGAAUGCUAACCUUAGCUGUUGUCUAAACCUAGCUAUGAGGUAUUAAGAUGUGUUGUUUAACCUUGAAAUAUUCCACUACUCCCAUCCUAACAAAAUAAAAUGGCCGCCAAUAAUAUGGCCAGUGCAUGAACUCAGCUCUAAAGUCAUGAUGCAUUAAGAACUUUCAGUACAAUGUGUUCGACCAUGACAUUUUGGGGGUGUUUAUCGCUACUUUUUUAUCAAGAAUUUCUGGGAACACAUCGACGACUUGUUGAUACACUUGGUUUGAUAAAUGAGGUCCCGGAUCUUCGAGUGCCUCUCUGCUGUGUACACCCCAGUGAGGCAGAUUCUGGCAAAUGGAGCAAUAUAGAAAAAAAACAGCCAGCAUUAGUGUCCUACUUUGUGGCUCUUUCUGCUACCUGGAAGUGGAGCGAGUGACCAGCAGACCAAUCAAUCAAUCAAUCAAUCAAUCAAUCAACCUGUCGACUCUUAAAUACCCUUAGACGAGCUGAUCAACUGCUAUCUUUCACAGGCUAGCAAAGGGCUGUGUUAGCAUCAGCAUACGAGGAGUGUGAGGAGUUUCCAAGGGCUGAUCCAUCCGAUGUUCUUAUCCCCCCCUGCAUAGCUGCUACCAUAUAAGUUCACACAGGGAUUAAGGACGAUUUAGAACUCCCAUUUUUAGCUUUGGGGACUCACAAAGAGAUGUUUAAAUCUGAUACCCAAGCAACAAAAAAAAAUGAAAAGCUAAUGUUAGCAUGCUAACAAAAAUAUUCAAAUAAAGAUGUUUAUUGGAGCAACUUGUUGACAGAUUGACAGCAAUUUAAGACAGAUUGGAGUUUGAACUCCAAAUUGUUCUUAACUGUGAAAAUGUGGUUUCAGUGCACUCCUGUUAAAUCCCGCCCUUACCUCGCUUCACAUCAUAUAAAGGCUGUCAGUUUGCUCUUCUCACACUCAUCACAGGAGUGGGAUGUCACAUGCAAAGUCAAGUCUACACUGGCCCCCAAAUCUCUCCACCCAGUUUACACCCUGAUCCCCUUUUUGCUUGAUAGUCUCUUGUGAUUGUCUUGUUUCCUUUACUUUUGUUUUCCUUGGCAAACUGUGAUAACGAAAAACGACAUUCCCUUGAAGACAGCAGCGGAUGUAACAGGCUCACUCUUUGUGCUCCGUCCCUUCGAUCUCUUAGCUGUUCAUGAUUUGAGUCCUGUGGAUCUAUGCAGAUGAACCCCACCACAAACCAACUUCCACCAACACCGUCACACCACCACCUUGUCCUUUCUGUUGUAAAUAUGUCCUUAGGAUGUGGAAUCCCAAAAUGGCCGCCCACCACCCCACACCUUCCCUUUCCCCAUCUUCCCGUGCCUACCCCUCACUGUUGGAAUCUCACUGUGUUUUCUGUUUGCCUCUUUGGUUUUUUGUCUGUUUUUUGAGAUUUUUGCCGCAUUUUCUGUUGUCUAAAGCAGUGGUGUGAGUUGAUGAGUAGGACUAAGUUGGAUGUUUAAAAGAUGAGAUGAAGAGGUCUUGAGAAAAAUAUACAAAAAAAUGAUGCUUGAAUUGAGAAAAAGGGUUCAAAUAUAGAGAAAAAAAUUAUGAUAAAGUUGUCAUAUUGUCAUACUAGAGAUGCUUUAGUUUGCUAAUUUACUUUCUUUUUUUUCUACAAAAAGACUUGGAUGAAAUUAUUUAUAAAAUGCGUCCCACGAGUCAUGAUCUUUUUUGGACGUAAAACAAAUACAUUUAUUAACAUUUUGUUCAAAAGAAAAAUAAAUAUAAAUUAUGUUAAACAUUA
Molecule: messenger RNA, 5137 nt
Organism: Labrus bergylta (ballan wrasse)
Lineage: Eukaryota; Metazoa; Chordata; Actinopteri; Labriformes; Labridae
Product: NALCN channel auxiliary factor 1
Biological process (GO): calcium ion import across plasma membrane
Cellular component (GO): plasma membrane
Molecular function (GO): stretch-activated, monoatomic cation-selective, calcium channel activity
Source: RefSeq, a predicted model, not a curated record